GCAACUCCCUAAUAUCGCUCAAGCAUGGAUGUAAUACCAGAUAUAGCAUGGGUUCCUCAAGGAGCUGCUAAGACCCUACCUGACAAGUUGAAACCAAGCAGCGAAGAAUUGUGCAAUUUAUUUGCAAAAUCAGCUAAUUUAGAUAGCAAUGAUGAACUAGAAGAUGAAAUAAAUGAGGAUAGUAAUAGAAAGCGAAAACGUGUUCUAAAGACGACGAAAAAAAAAGAAAAGACAAUUGAAGAAGAUGAUGAGUUUGAAGAUGACGAAGAUGAAGAGCAAAAAGAACACUUUGAUUUGAAGGAUUUCGUCUAUCACACCAAUAAUGACAAGGACCCUUAUAUGACGGAGCCAAUUUUACCAGAAGAAGAAUUAAGUGAUGAAGAUAUGAAAGUUGAAGAUGACGAUAAUUUCAUAAUUGUUCCCAAAGUCUCAGGAGAUCUAUUUAGUUUAGAAGUAUUCUUAUAUAAUGAAAAAGAAGGAAAUAUGUUUUGUCACCACGACUACAUUUUGCCUACUUUUCCACUUUGUGCCGAAUGGCUGAAUUUCGAUCCUGGUGAGGCAAAUCCUGGAAAUUUAGUCGCUGUUGGUAGUAUGCUACCGCACAUUGAAAUUUGGGACCUUGAUGUCGUUGACACAAUGGAACCCGCUUUUACACUUAUGGGUCAAGUAGAGAAAAAGCGUAAAGGCAAAAAGAAAAAAGUCUCACAAGAGGGUCACUCUGAUGCUGUGCUCGGUCUCUCGUGGAAUACCAACCAACGUCAAAUAUUAGCGAGUGCGUCAGCUGAUUGCACUGUUGGUAUAUGGGAUUUAACCGAGGGAAAAACUGUCGUCUCUUUACCACACGAAGAUAAAAUACAAGCUGUAAAGUGGCAUUGUAGGGAGCAACAGUGCUUAUUGACUGGAUCUUUUGAUAAAACUGUUAGACUAUUUGACUGCAGAGAUCCUAAGACUGCAAAUAAAUGUUGGAAAAUGCCUGGUGAAAUUGAAAGGGUUUGCUGGGACACUUUUGAUCCAUUUUACCUGUGUGCCUCCUCAGAUUCAGGCCACGUGUAUAGGAUGGAUGUGAGAAGUGACAAACCUCUCUUAUGCUCAAAAAUUCAUGAUAAGGCUGUCACUGGUUUAUCAAUUCCUAUGAAAAACGUACUAGCGACAGUUGGGCAGGAUAAUUUCGUCCGUAUUGGAAAUCAGGAAAAUGAGUUUUCUUUAUUGUACGAAAAGGACUUGGGAAUGGGGCCUCUGCAUUGUUUAUCUUCUCGUCCAGAAAAGCCAACAACAGUUGUUGUUGGAGGCCAUAAUGAAAUAAGAGUUCUAAAUUUAUAUAAUGUACCUUGUAUUCGAAAAUUAAUAGACGGUGAAGACAUUGAAGAAUCUUCAAAUAUCGAAGUUGCUUGUAUUAAACAAACACAUAGUGAUGAAGAAGACGAUAUUGAUGAAGCAAAAAAAGCUGUAGAAGAAAAGUUGAAGAAGAAGAAAAAGAAAAAGUUGAAAAAGAAGAAAGCUAUUAAAAAUAAAGAUUGA
This is a messenger RNA of Dimorphilus gyrociliatus, 1518 nucleotides long. The record is from the annotation of a GenBank genome assembly. NCBI's taxonomy places the organism in Eukaryota, Metazoa, Annelida, Polychaeta, Dinophilidae.